CGCCAUAUAAGCUGCGCGUACGCUCAAACCGGCACACGUGCUUUGUAACACACGACGAGCGCACGCCAGCCAUGCUCGCUAAGGUAGUUCUGUUAUGUUGCGCGUGUGCCGGGGCGCUGGCGGCGCCGGGCAUCUACGGCGGCGUCGGGUACGCCGCGCCCGCCUACGCCGCGCACGUGGCACCAGCCAUCGCUGCGCCGGCCAUCGCGCACUACGCCGCCCCAGCCAUCGCUGCGCCGGUUAUCCGAGCGGAGCCUGUAGACCCUAACCCAGCCUACAGCUUCUCGUACGGCGUGUCGGAUCCCCACACCGGCGACCAGAAGGACCAGCAGGAGACGCUGCAGAACGGCGUGGUGCACGGCUCCUACAGCCUGGUGGAGCCCGACGGGCACCUGCGCCGCGUCACCUACACCGCCGACAAGAUCAACGGGUUCAACGCUGUGGUGGAGAGGACAGGCGGUGCUCACGCGGUAAGACAUCUUGAUUACUCUCCGCUAAGGGCUCAAUGAUAUUUGAACGGCGUGGUGCACGGCUCCUACAGCCUGGUGGAGCCCGACGGGCACCUGCGUCGCGUCACCUACACCGCCGACAAGAUCAACGGGUUCAAAGCUGUGGUGGAGAGGACAGGCGGUGCUCACGCGGUAAGCCAUCUUGAUUACUCUCCGCUAAGGGCUCAAUGAUAUUUGAACGGCGUGGUGCACGGCUCCUACAGCCUGGUGGAGCCCGACGGGCACCUGCGUCGCGUCACCUACACCGCCGACAAGAUCAACGGGUUCAAUGCUGUGGUGGAGAGGACAGGCGGUGCUCACGCGGCCCCCGUAGCCGUAGCGCCCGUGGCCAAGGUAAUUGCUGCGCCUGCGCCAGUCGCCGUGGCCGCCCCCGUCGCACGAUACACCCUCCCCGUCGCCGCCGCCCACCCCUGGGGCUAAACCCCCCCGCUGACCCACCCCGUUGUAUUGUCGACCGAGGUAUAGAGCCUGGAAAACCGUCCCGGACCUUGUCAAUUCCAGAUAAAAAUUUGGAAUUUUUUAGGGUCCUUAUUUUUGAUAUAGGAAUGUUUUUAGCAGUUGAUAGUAUUAUUAUGUUGGUAAGAAAAGAACAGCCCUCGUCCUCAAUACAGCGCCGCCACUGGACCUCGCACGAACGCACGGAACUACAAAUUGAUUGUUUAUUUAUUUCGUACUGCUUUGACUGUUGCCUACGGACUUGAUCUUGACGCGUUGUAUUACGUAUUUAAUGUAAAUAUAAUGUAUAGUUUUAAAAAAUAAAUAAAAGCAUUUUUUGCGGUA
Messenger RNA from Ostrinia nubilalis (European corn borer), 1289 nucleotides. It is a transcript of the gene Cpr64Ac, whose product is annotated as cuticle protein 21-like. The coding region runs from base 72 to 509 and encodes 145 amino acids. The record is from RefSeq and is a predicted model, not a curated record. Gene Ontology annotation, cellular component: extracellular matrix. Lineage: Eukaryota; Metazoa; Arthropoda; Insecta; Lepidoptera; Crambidae. The transcript has 4 exons.